AUUCCACGGCAGUUAGGGGCCCUGUCUUACUGAAUGGGUUGUGCUUUCCCAGCCCCCAGGCCCUGUGGUGCAAAGAGCUCUGCUGCAUAAAAAUAUUUACAAGAUGAGGGACGACUGAGUCCAACAAGGGAGAGGGGGGAUGGGGUGGAGGGGAGAGGGGGAGACAGGGGGUGUGCAAGAUGGGGGCAGGGGACUUUAGGGAUGAGUUCCCUGCGUCAGGAAAAGAAAGGGAUGAACAUCGGAAACUUGGAAGGGAAGGGGGCUGCUGAGAAACAGGAUGGGGUGGAGGAGAGUGGGGAACAAGAAGCCAGGGGACGGAACUCAUUCUCUGAGCCCAGCGGGAGCAGGCAGGGGCUCAAGGAUAAGCACUCAGAGCCCCGGAGAGUCUCUGUGUUGCCCCUGUGGUGGAGAAGUACCCACAGCUCCCGCUGGAUAGCGCAGGUGUUGGCCUCUGAGCUCAGCCUGGUCGCCUUCGCCCUGCUGCUGGUCAUGGUGUUCUCCAAGAAAUGGCUGGACCCCUCUAGAAGCCGCUUCUACCAGCGCUGGCCCACCAACGUCAGCGCUGGAAUCUACACGGCCACCCACGUCAUGUCCAUGGGGCUCCUGCAUAUCUGCAGAUCCAACGGCUGUUUCCACUCAGAAAACUGGAAAGAUAGUUACAAGCUGUGGAUCAAUCACCCAAUCUUCGGGGCGGCCGUGAUAACUUUCUGCCUGACGCUGGUGCUGGGCUUUCUCUUUACCAUCUGGUUGCACCUGCCGUACAUACCCGGUCUUCAAAGACUGCCCUGCUUCAGCUGGGUUGGGACUAUCAUGAGCUUCUUUGAAGUUUUCCUUAUUUUCUUCACCAUGAUGUUGUUCCCUAUUAACCUCUGGAUCUUUGAAUUGAAGAAGAAUUUAUCAAUCCCCAUCGGCUGGAGCUAUUUCAUAGGCUGGCUGGUGUUUGUCCUCUAUGUCACCUGUGCGGCCCUGUGCUACUUCAACCAUAAACAUUUCUGGAGGGUGAUUUUGAACCGUCCCUCUGGCACCGUGCUCUGUAGCAACUUCUCCAGUCCCAAACAAAACUUGGAGAUGAAGCCGGUUGUCUCACACAGCUCAGGCGACCAGAGGGACGUCCGGGAUCCUGAGCAAAAGGAGGUAUCUCCGUAAACUUGUCGGAAAUCCUGGUGCCACGUUCUGCUCAUUUAUCCGAAUCCCUGUCCUCAUCCUUUUCUCACAAC
This is a messenger RNA of Lutra lutra (Eurasian river otter), 1217 nucleotides long. It is a transcript of the gene ODF4, whose product is annotated as outer dense fiber of sperm tails 4. Gene Ontology annotation, cellular component: plasma membrane. Bases 202 to 1146 code for a protein of 314 amino acids. Lineage: Eukaryota; Metazoa; Chordata; Mammalia; Carnivora; Mustelidae. The transcript is spliced from 4 exons. The record is from RefSeq and is a predicted model, not a curated record.